UUGCUAUGUCUGAUAGCGUAUGCUGUCGCAAAGGACGAGUCAUUGGGCACGGACACCAGCGCCACUGAUCCUAAAGAGAAGAACUACCGGAAAUACAUCGGCGAGAUGGAUUACCGGCUACCAUUCAAAACGCGUGUCAGUGAAGCAUUCGUAGUUGGACAGACAAUUCAUGCGGUCGGAACUUUAAGUGACAAGCCGACAAGAGUGGACUUCAACUUCCACAAAGGUGCCGCAAAAGAUGCCGAUCUCCCAUUGCACUUUUCGAUUCGAUUUGACGAAGGAAUCUUCUCCGGAAAAUUUGUCUACAACACAUUCAAAGACGGUAACUGGUCUGAAAACGAGCAGCGUAUUUCAAAUCCUUUCAAAGCUGGACAAGAAUUCGAUCUACGAGUUCGGAUUUUGGAAAACAAAUUCCAAGUAUUCGCCAACCGCGUUGAAGUCGGUACAUUCGAGCAGCGUAUGCCCCUUGAUGGAAUUGACCACGUCUCAAUUCGAGGCGAUCUGGUAAAACUUCGUCUGUUCCACUAUGGUGGCCGAAUCUUCCCCAACCCCUACAUGGCGGUUGCAGAAUUGAAACCCGGAAAGCGUCUUGACAUCUCUGCCCUCCCUACAGGAAAGCGGGUCAACAUCAACCUCUACCGCGAAAACAAGGAAUUCGCCCUGCAGGUGUCAAUCCGUUUCAACGAAGGAGCCAUCGUUCGUAAUGCAAUGAACAACAAUGUGUGGGGCAAAGAGGAGCGAGAUGGCAACAUGCCAAUCAGCAAAGGAGAAGUUUUCGACAUCACCAUCAUCAACGAGGAAUUCUCAUUCCAAAUCUUCUUCAAUGGCAAACGAUUUGCCACAUUCUCACAUCGCGGAUCACCUAACGACAUCAAGACACUCGAAAUUGACGGAGAUGUUGAGGUCCACACCGUCACUAUCAACGAUGCACCAGGAGUGUGA
Molecule: messenger RNA, 942 nt
Organism: Haemonchus placei
Lineage: Eukaryota; Metazoa; Nematoda; Chromadorea; Rhabditida; Trichostrongylidae
Source: the annotation of a GenBank genome assembly